AGAAAAUGGUUAUGCAUAUGCAUAUAAAUUUCCAAUCUGUAAUCCAGCAGAAUCAGAUGUGAUCGAGUUCGAGUACGCAGAGCAUAACUACGUUUUGCUGUUGCAUGUGUUGCGUCUGAUGUAAAUAUGACAUCGGUGGAUUCGGGAGUGGAAACCGGGAACGAGUCGAACGAUAGUUCGAUCGUUCAACAUGACGGCCAGAAAGAAUCGCCCUUUACCCUCGCCGGUCCUGCCGCUGGUAAGAUUAAAAGGACGGCUUUACACCCAUCUCUGUUAUAUGCACGUGUGAGGAGCAGUAUGAACGACGAUUUUAAACCUCAUCCAGAUCAUAAGCCUAUCGGCAUAGGUUACACACCGUACUGCUCAUUCAACCCAGCAUUGUGUUCUUUCAUGGGAGAUUAUAACUUCGAACAGGAAAGUCGUGUUCCGUUGGUGACCCCGUUGGAAAACCGAUUACCAUCCGACUCAAAAUUAUAUCGCUUAGAUCGGUUAAUAAAAAUAGAUGCUCGAUCCAAAUUCAAAGAAGCGAUUGAAAGUGAACCAAAAUCUACAAGGUUAUUGUGGAAUGAUAGAGCUGCUUGUCGCAAGUUGAGACAACGUAGGAAUGAUGACUUGACGUAUGUGCGAAAGAUACUGCAUGAACGAAAGAUGCGUGUGGCAGCUGCCACAAAUAACAUUGACCUAGUGAGGACACUCUUGAACAAUGAUGUGUCGCCCAACAACCAUGACUCACAAGGUCGUACUCCACUUCAUCAUGCAGCUUGCAGGGGUUAUACAGAAAUGGUACAGUUGUUAUUGAAAUAUGGUGCAGACCCAAAUCAACGUGACGGCGUAGGUAACACUCCGUUACAUCUAGCCGCGGUUACCAGCAAGUUGACAGUAGUGACGCUGCUUUUGUCAGCCGGCACCGAUGUCAGCUUGAUAGACAGACACGGCUACAAUCCGCUACAUUUGGCGCAGGCAAAAUUAAAGAUGUUGUUGAAUUGCCACCACAAAAAUCUGACGGAGGUCAAGAAGGAAAUGCGCAGUAUAGUCCAAAUGCUGAUGGCAUACUUUCUCAAGCAUAAAAAUUUCAGCGAUAUGGAAUCACUGAGCGACUUCUGCUCGCGUCUCUCUUUAUCCAACACUACGGAUCAGGUGCAGGAUGAUGUGAAAGAUUUAUUGGCCAACAUAGAAACUCUUCAUAUAACGAGUUAAUUGUCUUUGGAUAUAGCAUAUUCGCUGCUAUAAUAUACUAUACACACGAUUCGUAGAUGUUGUGGCGUCCUAAAGUUUUUCCAUGAGAACAUGCAGCUAUUUCCGAAAAAUUAUACGCGCACGUUUAUCACGUGUAUGUGUGUGUGUUGAUGUAUGCGCUUCUACGUGUCUUGCGUAUUGUAACUCUUUCGGAAAAAUUAAUCGGUAAUUGGUUGAUAAUUAGUUGUUACUCUGCAAUGAACAAUUCGUCUUAUUACUUAUUGUAACCAAGAAUCUUGUUGGGAGUCGUUCAAAUCGUCGGAAAUCUAGUUGGUCGCAACAAAGAGUUGUUUUUCAAAUUGAUCAAUACAACAUAUAUCGGUUAUAUAUAAAGGUUAUAUAUACAAAUGUAUCGAUAUGAAUGGAAGAAACAAAAUUCUAAUACGAAAAUGUCGGACUAUCGAAAUAUUGGGAUACAUAUAUUAUAUAAAAUCAGUUUCCCGCUUAUUUUUAGUAUUCGUACUUUCCGAUCGUAUACAAAAGUGUAAAUAGUCUUUAUAAUAAUUUUCUAUGCGCUGUACAUAAGUCCAUCCUUCGCCGAUUCACAAUCCCAUUCUAGUAAGAGAUCAUAUUGUACUUCGAAGGAAAUGUAAGAAAUAAAACGAUGUUGCGAAUAAAACACUACGCUGGGA
Molecule: messenger RNA, 1868 nt
Organism: Dinoponera quadriceps
Lineage: Eukaryota; Metazoa; Arthropoda; Insecta; Hymenoptera; Formicidae
Product: ankyrin repeat domain-containing protein 54-like
Exons: 4
Coding region: 127-1197 (356 amino acids)
Molecular function (GO): protein binding
Source: RefSeq, a predicted model, not a curated record